AUGGGCACACUUACCGGCAUGGCGAAAGCAGUCCGAGAGCGACUUAUGGGCCAGGAAAUGGCAGUUAUCUACGUUGACGCUCAUGCGGAUAUCAACACACCGGAGACCAGCCCAAGCGGAAAUAUCCACGGCAUGCCAUUGGCUUUUGCGACCGGUAUAGCCCGCAGGGCCGAGGGUCCCCUGAGCUGGAUCAGCAACGAACAUCUGAUCAAUCCAAAAAAGAUUGUUUACCUAGGACUGCGUGAUGUGGAUGGGGCAGAGUGGACAACAAUCCACAAACAUGGGAUCAGAGCAUUUGACAUGCGCGAGAUUAGAGAGUAA
Messenger RNA from Aspergillus terreus NIH2624, 321 nucleotides. RefSeq names its product arginase. The record is from RefSeq and is a predicted model, not a curated record. Gene Ontology annotation, molecular function: arginase activity; manganese ion binding. The transcript has a single exon. The coding region runs from base 1 to 321 and encodes 106 amino acids. NCBI's taxonomy places the organism in Eukaryota, Fungi, Ascomycota, Eurotiomycetes, Eurotiales, Aspergillaceae. Gene Ontology annotation, cellular component: cytosol; nucleus; cytoplasm.